Gongylonema pulchrum is the source of this 387-nucleotide messenger RNA. The record is from the annotation of a GenBank genome assembly. NCBI's taxonomy places the organism in Eukaryota, Metazoa, Nematoda, Chromadorea, Rhabditida, Gongylonematidae.
AUGAAGAUUGUGAUUAUGAUGCUUAUGACUGUGAUUGCAACCAUGACGGUUACGAUCAUGAUUACGAUGAUAACGAUUAUGAUGAUUGCCACUAUGGCGACCAUCACUAUGAUGACUGCGAUUACGAUAACCGCGACUAUGAUUGACUACGAUGCUUGCGAUUAUGGCCAUGACGAUUAUGACUACGACUAUCAUGACCGUGAUUAUGGUCAUGAUCAUGAUUAUGACGAUUGUGAUAGUGAUUGCGAUCAUUAUGAUUGUGACUACGAUCAUGAUAACGAUGAUUAUGAUCAUGGUGAUUACGAUUGUGAUUUCGAUUACGAAUGUGACUACGGUUUUGGUUACGAUUACGACGUUGAUUAUGGUCGCGAUCAUGAUCAUGGCUGA